Messenger RNA from Procambarus clarkii (red swamp crayfish), 3581 nucleotides. RefSeq names its product Claudin superfamily protein pickel (gene pck). Gene Ontology annotation, cellular component: membrane; septate junction. The record is from RefSeq and is a predicted model, not a curated record. Lineage: Eukaryota; Metazoa; Arthropoda; Malacostraca; Decapoda; Cambaridae. Gene Ontology annotation, biological process: regulation of tube size, open tracheal system; septate junction assembly.
GGAAGAUGGAGGCACACGACCAGACCCAUCCCUCCAGCAGUGUGUUUACGCCUAUGUGGUGGAGGAGGGGCGGUAGGGGCCCUCUACACUGCCUCACUACCCGGCCUCCUACCACCACCUACACACCAUACAGUGUGAAAACCAGUCUUAGAUAUAAUUACUAACAUUUAUAAUUGGAAAAACAGUAGGCCUACUGUAUUUAGCAUACAGUAUUAUUGGUAAUCUGUGGUGCUACUACCCAAGAGUUAUCUAAAAUAUGCUGUAACCUCAGCAAGGACAACAUACAAAAUGGCCUCAGUUGCAGGAACGAGCGUAUACUCUGGCUACCCGAACCGCUUCAGUCGACGUACUUCUUUGGCAUCAUCAUAUUUUCCACCAGUAAUAGAAAAAGUGUAUAGUUUUGUCAAACCCUCAACUGCGAUGGUAAAUGCUGGAAUAAUCACAUUUGUUGCCACUGUCUUUUUUGUCAUCUCAUUCACUAGUCCAUACUGGCUGCAGUCGUAUUCGUACACAUACAGUGACUUCAACAACAUGGGACUGUGGGAGUUCUGCUUCAAUGGGUUUCGUUAUCCAAAGUUCCAAUAUGAUCACAAAUUUACAGGUUGUAACUACAUCUUCUCAGAAGAAUACAGAAUUAUAUGGUCAUGGAUGUUGCCAGCAUGGUUUAUGUCGGUGCAGACAUUCAUGACCAUAGCUUUGCUUGCCAGCAUGUCAACAUUAGUGACAAUAAGUCUGGUCCUGAUUCGCUGGCCCAUGCAGAUGAUCAUGCGAUAUGAGUGGCAUCUUACUGGGUUUUGUUUCUGCUGUCAGGCAAUUACAGUGAUUGGCAUAUUCUUUGCGGUUCUGGUAUUUGGAGUCAUGUGUUGGUCUCGUGACUGGCUGCUCAACCCCAACUUUAACUACCUGUCUUGGUCGUAUGCCUUUGCCGUUCUUGCAGGUGGCAUUCAUGCCUUUGCUGGAUUCACACUACUACAUGAAACCUUCGAGGCCAAGGAGCGCAAACGCCAGGCAAGUAACCUCCUCCACAUGGACCCGCAUGGACAUAUGGGCAUGGGAAUGGGUAUGGUUAGUCACGGAUACAUUUAAAGUCGUAAUACAGAAAAUAUUCUGUGUUAAUUCUCUGGCUGGAUGAAUUACAAAAUGUGCAUUACAGCAUGUACUUAAUUAUUCAACACAGGUUAAAGUAUUCCAUGAAGUAAAUUACCAGUUUUUUUAAAAGCAAAAUAUAUGCCAAAAAGACAGUAUUAAUGGUACAGGUAUCUUCCUCUGGUUAUUUUCAAUGAAUCAGGCUACAGACAUGACAUGUUGGAAUAAUCCCUGUGUGUUUUGAAGAUUUCUGAGUGCAAAUUAAGUUGGAAUGAUAUGUAAGAAAGAUUUACAUUAAUUUUUGUUUUAAAUUUUCUUACACAUAUAUAGGAUGUAAAUGAGGUCUAAAGGAAAUUUUAAAAAGUUUAGCCAAUUUUCAAAGCUGCCAAACUUGUCAAUAUAAUAAUGCUAAUUUAGUUUUUCUUAAAUUAUGUUCGAGUUCCAAGAAAAUAUUUAAAUUGAGAUACUGUAGCUGUAAAUGUCAGUUUUGCAUUUAUAAAGUUGGUCUUGUGAGCUGAAUCACUGUCAGUAGUUUCAGUUAAUGUACAUUGCAGUUCAUUAGUUUAAUUAACACACUGAUGAAUUUAGUACUCGGUGAAAAAAUUUGUCAACAGUAUACGGUCAAGAUAGCAGAUCUGAUUAAAUAUGCUCUUUUUAAUUUUGGUUUGUAUACAUUUUCUUAUGUAAAGUAUGAAUGUGUGCUGUAUACAAGUUUAAAUAUACAUUUUUUUAACAAAGUACUGUAUAUGCACUCUUUAUAAUGUGGCAUUACAAAUUAUUAUUUUGUAAUUGCAUACAUUUGAAUUGCGUUAAUGGUCUAAAGUAAGCAAGCACUGUAUAUCUAAAUAAGUAUCACAGAAUGCACAAGCAGAGUAGCAGCAUGUAUGUUAAAUUGAACAAUUUGUACAAGACUACAAAGUAUGUUAGUUUCAGGUAUAGCAUUGUACCUGAAAACCUAAGUACCUAAGUAGUACUACCUAAAAUACUACUAAAGUAGUAUUUUCCUUGACCUCUUAUUUGUUUUAUAUAGACUUUGUACCUUGUGUAUACUUGUAUUAGUCAUAAAUACUUUCUGUACUUCUCUUAUUUUUUGAUGUGCUAACAAAUGCUUCACUGCUUCACUUAGGAGCCAACCAUGUAACAGCAGUUUGUGUAUAUCCAGCAUCUAACAAAUGUUACCUUCAAAGUGCAUCUAUUAUACAGAAGGCAAGUAACUUUGCUAGAGAAAUUCAAUUGAAUUUAAAUUUUGAAACCAGGCUGUAUUUAUGGGGGCAGGGGGGAUGUGUUAGAAUGGUCCCCGUUUCUACCGUUACAUUUAUACUCUUGACAACUAGAUUUGAACAUGUUAUCUACAACCUUUCCCUAAAAUCUUUGAUAUGACCAUAUAUUAAAGUAAAUAUUUUUAAUGUUUUUGUAAAUACUGUAUAAUGCUUGCCUAAUACUUGAAAAUUACAAUGGUGCAAAUUUAGAGCAUGAAUUUGUUAUAUUUCUUACUAUUCUACUUGAGGUCAUGCCAUCUCCAGACCUUCUCUUUCAUGGCUUCAUCAGCGAGCCUUGAUGAUUGCAGUUCAUAUCAAGAUGCAAGCAUGAAAACCUGGUUGAUGAGGAACUCAACUUUUAAGUAAUGUUUCAAGUUUCCAUUUGAAAAAGUGUGCCUUCUGGUAAAUCGUCUUGUAUUUAAAGGGACUAUUUUUAAAGCCUUGACCCCCUUAAGUACUGUAUAUGUAUAUAUAGUUACAUUUUAAUGUCUUAAUUGUACUACAAUAAUGGUACUAUUUUUGUAUAUUGUACUGUGCCUCCAGCUCUCAUAAGUAAUUAUGAUAGCAGAUUUAGAACCACUCCCUCCAGUAUUUUUCAGGUUUAGAUUACAAUGUACUGUAGUAUCCCAUUUCACAUCUGCAGUUCAGGCAGUACAAUUUGAGGGAUUUUAAGCAUUCCAGUAGUUUAGGCAUUUGACAAGUAAUGUAAACAGUGAGAGUUCCUUGCACAUUCUCCAGGUCAGCAAUUUUGCCAGUCUAAAAUGGUGUUCUAUUGUAUGGUUUAUUAUAGUUUGAGUGUUCCAUAUACAUUAAAAAAUAUUGCCCUUUACAUCUUUUAUGCAAAAUGAUGCAAUUCUUGUAAAAGCAAGCACUGAAAUAUCAUAAACAAGAGCGAGUGACUUAGGGCCUAUAUUUUCAAUAUAGAGAAGCAGUAAGUACUGUACUCUAUAAUAUUCAACUGUGUUGUAUAAUGUUCCAUAUUGAAUUAGUUCUUAAGCACGGAAUGAGAAAACUCGUACUGUUUUUCUCCGAGAGUCAUGGUAUGCAAUAAGAUCUUUUGAAGUUAACAGUAUGCCUGUAUUUACACACAAAUGGUUAUAUGAUCAAGUAUGAUUAGUUAAUGUUACUAAAAAAAAUAGGCUGCUAAAAAUAUUUGGCAGCAUUUUUAUUCCGUCCAGACUCUUGUGAAUUAAAUUCAUACUGAUUUUUUAAAUUUAAUAAAUAUAAAUACAAUAA